Molecule: messenger RNA, 1851 nt
Organism: Caenorhabditis briggsae
Lineage: Eukaryota; Metazoa; Nematoda; Chromadorea; Rhabditida; Rhabditidae
Exons: 5
Coding region: 1-1851 (616 amino acids)
Molecular function (GO): oxidoreductase activity, acting on the CH-CH group of donors
Source: RefSeq, a predicted model, not a curated record
AUGCAUCGAAUCGGGCACGCAGUCAGAAUGGCGUCCUCAUCGUCAGCCACCAACGCCACUAUUGCCGCCAGACACACCCAAUACAGUCAUGCAAAAACAGGCUGCUUCAAUCAAGAUGCGCCGACACUUCACAAUCCUUACAAAGACGACCCCAUUCUCGAUCGUAUACUUCGACGGUUGCUGUCGGAGUCACAAUAUCUGAGAGUGGCUGAGGAUUUGACAAAGUUCGGAGAUCGAAUCACUUCAGAAAUCGACCAACUGGGAAGACAGGCUGAACUGGAGCAACCAAGACUCGAACAACAAGACGCAUGGGGAAAGAGAAUAGAUAAGCUGAUUGUUUGUAAUGAAUGGACGAAAUUGAAGCAGAUUUGUGCUGAAGAAGGAGUCAUCAGCAUCGGAUAUGAAAAUGACGUGGAUCCAUUCGUCCGUCGCAUUCAUCAAGUUGCCAAACUCUUCCUUUUCUCACCAUCUGCUGGUCUUGUUUCGUGUCCAAUGGCAAUGACUGAUGGAGCUGUGAAAACGUUGACUUCUCUGAAUCUCUACGGAAAACAUGAACUCGCUACUGAAACUGUAGACCGUCUCAGGUCCCGUGAUCCAACAAAGGCGUGGACCAGUGGACAAUGGAUGACUGAGAAAAAAGGAGGUAGCGAUGUAGCUGGUGGUUGUGAUACAUAUGCGGUUCAAAUUGAUAAGGAUACUUACCGCCUGCACGGAUACAAAUGGUUCAGCAGUGCUAUCGAUGCUGACGUCGCUUUGACUUUGGCUAGAGUUGUCGAUUCCGAUGGAAACGCAGUGGAAGGAUCCCGUGGAUUAUCACUGUUCUUGCUCAGAAUCAGGGAUGAUGCUGGGAAUUUGAACGGAAUUCAGAUGGUUCGACUGAAAAACAAGUUAGGAACGAAACAAUUGCCAACUGCUGAGCUACUUCUCGAUGGAGCCAUUGCAGAGAGAAUUGGAGAACAGGGUCGUGGAGUUGCCGGAAUUUCGAAUAUGUUGAACAUUACUCGUAUUCAUAAUGCAGUUGCAUCUCUUGGAUAUAUGAGAAGAAUCAUCUCCCUGGCUAGAGACUACUCAACUAAACGUGUGGUUUUCGGACAAACCCAGUCAAAAUGGCCACUUCACACCUCAACAAUAGCUAAACUUGAAAUCGAAACCCGUGGAUCCAUGCUCCUUCUCUUCGAAUCCGCACGUCUUCUUGGCCUCUCAGAAGCUGGAAAGAGUAGUGACGUGGAAGCGAUGAUGCUCCGACUGAUAACUCCAGUUCUCAAGCUUUACGCCGGAAAACAGGCUGUCCCAUUGGUUUCAGAAGGAAUCGAAUGCUUUGGUGGACAAGGAUACAUGGAAGACACCGGAUUACCAACGAUUCUUCGAGAUGCUCAAGUCACUCCAAUAUGGGAAGGCACCACCAAUGUAUUGUCUUUGGACGUGCUUCGUGUAUUCUCUGGAAAGGAAAACAUCCUGUUGGCAUUUGGAAAACGAGUCGAACAGCUUCUUGCCAACACGAAAUCUGGCGAUUCGAAGCUUCAAAAAUCGAAGGAAGCAGUGGAAGUUGCAUUGAAAGAGCUUCAGAAGCUUCUUGUGAAAGCCAGCGAUUCAAAUAUUCAAGGAGAAACCCGAAUCGACACCGUUGCUCGUCAUAUCGCUUUUGCAAUUGCUCGUAUCUAUUCUGGUGCUCUUCUCAUUGACCACGCAUCUGAUUCCACGGUUGCCGUUCCAUCUGAUACGGAGGUUGCGUAUCGUUAUUGCUGUGAACAACCACUGAUUGAUCUUCGAUGGGAAUGGUUCGUCAACGACAGAGUCAAGGCGGAUAGAGAGAUUGUAUUCGAUAACUACUUGGGACAGAGCAAGAUCUAA